This is a messenger RNA of Leptinotarsa decemlineata (Colorado potato beetle), 1175 nucleotides long. Its product is annotated as ceramide kinase. The record is from RefSeq and is a predicted model, not a curated record. NCBI's taxonomy places the organism in Eukaryota, Metazoa, Arthropoda, Insecta, Coleoptera, Chrysomelidae.
CAUUGAAAAAACGACCAAAACACUUGCUUCUUUUCGUAAAUCCGUUUGGUGGCAAACGAAAUGCCAUGCAGAUCUAUGAAAAAUUCGCUAAGCGAUUGUUCCACAUAGCCGGAAUAGAGGUGACUGUGAACGUGUCGCAAAGGAAGGACCAGAUCAAAGAUUUUCUCAUCAAUCAUAGCUUGGAUAUUUUCGAUUCUGUUGCUUGCGUAGGAGGCGAUGGUACAGUGUCGGAACUAUUUAACGGAUUGGUUUUGAGAGAAUGCCGGAUUCGAGGGAUUGAUCCGAAUGACAUCAAUCAGUGUUUACCCAAUCCGAGAGUGCCCGUUGGCAUUAUACCAGGUGGAAGUACUGACACAAUAGCAUAUUGUAUUAACGGAACAACCGACGUUACAACUGCUGUAUUGCACAUAAUAUUUGGUGAUACCCUUGGAUUGGAUUUAGUGUCUGUCUAUGAUGAACACACCCUACUUCGAUUGUAUGCUAGUGUCUUAAGUUAUGGGUAUUUGGGCGAUGUAGCUUAUCACAGCGAUCGGUAUAGAUGGAUGGGGCCUCAUCGAUAUGACUUUUCAGGGUUAAAAAAGUUGGUCGGUAAUAAAGGAUACCAGGGAGAGAUAGCAGUGUAUUCAGAAAAAGAAACAGUGGAUGAACUGGUCUGCCAAGAAAACUGUGAAAAAUGUGAAUCUUCACAAAGCGAUUCAACUGAACAACGGCCCUGCAAAUGGAGAACGAUAUCUGGUAAAUUUUUCAUGAUCAGUGGUGCCAAUAUUAGUUGUGCUUGCAGUCGCAGUCCGAAGGGAAUAGCUCCCUAUAGCCACAUAGGAGAUGGCAUGGUUCAUUUGGUGCUAGUUAAACAUACAAACAUUUUGAACAAUUUUCGGCUACUUUUGAAACUGUCGAGUGCCAGCUCAAAAGUCGACGACUUGCCAUUUGUACAGACUUUCACAGCUCGUGAAUUUUGUUUCCGAGCUGAUCAAGACGAGAGUAAAUGGAAUUGUGACGGAGAAGUUCAGCAGCAAACAAACAUUCGGGCAAAAGUUAGAUGCCAAUUGCUCAGGAUACUUAGCCGGGGAAAUCCCGUUCAUGAAACUUCCAAUACAACAUGCUGCGGAUUUUAGAUAUCAAUUAUUUUUCAUGAGAAAACCGAGUAUUACACCAGUAUUUAUGUGCUGUACUUA